Messenger RNA from Rattus norvegicus (Norway rat), 1411 nucleotides. It is a transcript of the gene Sec22b, whose product is annotated as SEC22 homolog B, vesicle trafficking protein. Gene Ontology annotation, cellular component: endoplasmic reticulum-Golgi intermediate compartment membrane; Golgi apparatus; Golgi membrane. The transcript has 5 exons. Gene Ontology annotation, biological process: vesicle-mediated transport; retrograde vesicle-mediated transport, Golgi to endoplasmic reticulum; endoplasmic reticulum to Golgi vesicle-mediated transport. Gene Ontology annotation, molecular function: SNAP receptor activity. The record is from RefSeq and is marked provisional. NCBI's taxonomy places the organism in Eukaryota, Metazoa, Chordata, Mammalia, Rodentia, Muridae. The coding region runs from base 107 to 754 and encodes 215 amino acids.
GCGGCCAGCAGCUAGUUGUUGGAGACCUCAGCUGGAGGUGUAACUGGCCACCGCGGGAGAAGAAGGGGCAGUGACUGAGGCGGCCGGGUCUCCGUAGCCAGGGAAGAUGGUGCUGCUGACGAUGAUCGCCCGCGUAGCGGACGGGCUUCCUCUGGCCGCCUCGAUGCAGGAGGACGAGCAGUCAGGCCGGGACCUUCAGCAGUAUCAGAGUCAGGCUAAGCAACUCUUUCGAAAGUUGAAUGAACAGUCCCCUACCAGAUGUACCUUGGAAGCAGGAGCCAUGACUUUUCACUACAUUAUUGAGCAGGGGGUGUGUUACUUGGUUUUGUGUGAAGCUGCCUUCCCUAAGAAGUUGGCCUUUGCCUACCUAGAAGACUUGCACUCGGAAUUUGACGAGCAGCAUGGGAAGAAGGUGCCCACUGUGUCUAGGCCCUAUUCCUUCAUCGAGUUUGACACCUUCAUUCAGAAGACCAAGAAACUCUACAUUGAUAGCCGUGCUCGGAGAAAUCUCGGCUCCAUCAACACCGAAUUGCAAGAUGUGCAGAGGAUCAUGGUGGCGAAUAUUGAAGAAGUCCUACAGCGGGGAGAAGCACUCUCAGCAUUGGAUUCGAAGGCUAACAAUUUGUCCAGUCUAUCUAAGAAAUACCGCCAGGAUGCGAAGUACCUGAACAUGCGUUCCACCUACGCCAAGCUUGCAGCAGUAGCCGUGUUCUUCAUCAUGCUGAUAGUGUAUGUGCGGUUUUGGUGGCUGUGAGAUAGUGAAGCCUCGUCACUAGUAAGGGAGAACCUAGAACCCAGCAGGUGUAUGUUUUCAGGAAACUGAGCUCACAGGGCUGUGUGUUAGAACCCAAGUGGAACUUCUGCCUCUAAAGACCUUGCAAGAAAAGACCUGUCCUGAAAUGAAAGAUGGCGCCUCGUUUAAGGAAGCUUGACCCAUGUGGAUGUCUCCGGGGCAGAGACCUUCUCUGGGUGCUAAGCCAUAUGUAUUAGGGAACAGUAGGUUGUCUGUUUUGUUUCUUCCCUCCCCAGUACAUUUGUGAGACAGCAGAGAUGGGGCGGUCUCUCUGAUGGAGCCAUCAGUGAGAUUUAAGGUAGCCAACCCAUUCUAGCAGCAUCCUGAAAUUCUGUCAGAGUUUCCCUUUGGGGAGUCCUAACCUUAAUCGACAUUCCUUUGUUGGUUACAUGUGUGAUUAACUUUCAAGUAAGACUCAAAGUAUGUGAAGGUUAAUUGCUUCGGUGCACAGGUCCUGUGUGUUGGCCGCUGUAGGAAGUUAACUUUUGUUUUUUGUUUUUUUUUCUUUUAUAUUUUGCUUAUUGCACAGUUGCUUUGGAAUUAAAUCAAUUAUAUUAAUAUGCCUUGAAAUUAUAUAGUAUUGCUUGACUAAAAGGAUGAAUUUUUUUCUGUCAUUUA